UCUCGCCCCUCCAUAAAUAGACGUCCGAGCACGUGUGAGGAGCCAGCGACAUCAACAACAGUUGGGCACCCACACGUCCGCUGACUGGUUUCAGUUUUUCUGCUUUCACAUGGAGACUGGAGAGGAUCGUCCUCCGCAGAAGAAACGGAGGAGAUGCUACCUUAUUUUAAGUGUCGCUGUCUUUCUUAUAACUGCUGUCGUCGCCGUUGCUUUGGGACUGGCACUCCACCAGGGAACAGACCAUCUCAAAACAACGUUUAUUUCUAGGUGUGAGAAGUUCAAAGGAUACAGCUGUCAAAAGUUAUGGGGUGCGUUUGAACAAGCCUAUGUAGGGCGGGACCCUUGUAAAGUUCCUAUGGAAGACUAUGACCCUCUCAUUGCAGCGGCCCCCUUCAAACCUGCAUGCAACAGAAUGAUGUUCUGGAGCAAAACGAAGAAUGUGGUCCACGACUUCACUGAGAAGAGAGAUUGUUUUGUCACCCUGGAGGACACUCUGUUGGGAUCUGUGCUGAAUGGUCUGACCUGGUGUGGAAAGGAGGGCAGCAGUGAAACAUUCACUACCGGCUGCCCAGGAUGGACAGACUGUGAGAACAACACUGUUCGCUCAUUCUGGAACAAAGCCUCCGCAGCUUUUGCAGACAAUGCAUGUGGUGAUGUCACAGCAAUGCUAAAUGGAUCCAUUGCCACACCGUUCAGUCCUGUCAGUAUUUUUGGAAGCAUUGAGGUGAAGAGGUUCAACUCCACCAGGAUGACAAGUCUGAAUGUUAUUCUGGUCACACAGAAGGACACUGGGACAAACUGCACAAAUGCAUCUUUAAAAGAUUUACAGAAAGAGAUGAAGAAAGGAAUUAAAUACAACUGCAAGGAAGUGACUGAAGCUCAGAUCCAGGAGUGCAGCUCCCACCCAGAGAAACCCUGUGGAGCCUGUUGGUGAAGAUAUGAAGAUGAAACUGUCUGAAAAGACGAGACACAACACCAACUAGCUAUAACUAGCUAUUCGUUUUCGUUUUUGUUCAGUCUUUGCAAAUCAUCAAGUAUUUUGGAAAUGUUAUGUUCUACCUGUGGGCCAGUUUGACAUAAUGUGAAAUGCGUCUUUAUAUAUAAAUGUCACAGAAUCAUUUUUAAAAAACAUGAUAAUGCACCUUUGUAUCUUUAUUGAAAAUGUUCGGGAUGUGAUGGGGAAGUGUAAAAAGAGUUUCGGUUGAUUGUCAUGUACAUAGGGUAAAAUUGCAGUGCUGCUAUCUAAUCACGUUCAGCUGACAAUCUCACUCCUACCUGGUGGCAGAAUUUUAAACGAUUUUUAAUAAAAUGUUUAAUAGCUUGUGAAAUUUU
This is a messenger RNA of Micropterus salmoides (largemouth bass), 1332 nucleotides long. Its product is annotated as ADP-ribosyl cyclase/cyclic ADP-ribose hydrolase 1-like. The transcript is spliced from 8 exons. Lineage: Eukaryota; Metazoa; Chordata; Actinopteri; Centrarchiformes; Centrarchidae. Gene Ontology annotation, cellular component: plasma membrane. Gene Ontology annotation, molecular function: NAD+ nucleosidase activity; phosphorus-oxygen lyase activity. Gene Ontology annotation, biological process: positive regulation of B cell proliferation. Bases 110 to 934 code for a protein of 274 amino acids. The record is from RefSeq and is a predicted model, not a curated record.